CUAGUCAAAUAUAAAAGGAAAACACAAAAUCAGAGUAGACAUAUUUUUUUUAAAAAUAAAAUAAAAUAAAAUCUGAUGUGGGUAAUUUAGACCUUUCAGAGGACGAGUCGAAGGCCAGUGGCCUGGAGAUGUGAAGGGGAUUAGGCUGUGGAUGAUUUUGGAUGAGGCGCGCCAAAAAAAAAAAAAGAAAAACAACAACUACCCCAAUUCUUCUCUUCACUCUUCGUCAUCAUGGCUUUUGCCUUUUGUUCUCCUUCUUCUUCAACAAUCUCACACAAUUACACCAACAACAACAACAGUGGCAGGGUCCCAUCUUGUCUAAAUCACUGUUUCCUCACUGUCCAUGACCCAUUUCCCUGCUCCCAGUUCAAUGGCCGAUUUCAAUUCCCUACUCGGAGAUUACUUUACUCAAAGAUCACUUCCAUUUUUGCCAGAAAGGACCCUUUUGUGGAAUCCACCAACUGCUGUAAUACUAUCACUGACAGAAUAAAUUUACUGGAUUGCUUAGAGAAGAAAUUUUGUAGUGCCAUUGCUGCCCUCUUUAUUUUUCAGCAACUGACAUGUCCGGUACCUUUAGCUGGUUGGGCUCCAUCGUCUCUUCCUCCAGCAGAAGCAAUUCUAUAUUCUCCAGAAACAAAGAUUCCGAGGACAGGGGAACUAGCUCUGAGAAGAGCAAUUCCAGCCAACACUGACAUGAAAGCUAUACAGGAUUCUCUUGAGGAUAUUUCAUACUUGUUGAGGAUACCGCAGAGGAAACCAUAUGGCACAAUGGAGGGGAAUGUGAAAAAAGCUCUGAAGAUUGCUACAGAUGAAAAGCAAUCCAUAUUGUCGAGCAUACCUGCUGAGUUGAGAGAGAAGGGUUCCAUUGUAUAUGCAUCUCUAGUAGACGGGAAGGGUGGUUUACAAGGCCUUCUUAAGAGUAUAAAAGAUCAGGAUCCAGAUAAAGUAUCAGUUGAUCUUGCAUCUUCGCUUGAUACGGUUGCAGAAUUGGAACUGUUACAGGCUCCAGGGUUAUCAUUUUUGUUGCCCAAUGAGUUCUUAAAUUAUCCAAGGCUUACUGGAAGAGGGGUGGUUGAAUUUACUAUUGAGAAGGGAGAUGGUUCUAUGUUUUCUCCAGAAGCUGCAGGUGAAGCAAGAAGCACCGCAACCCUCCGGGUUGUCAUAGAUGGCUAUUCAGCACCAUUGACGGCAGGGAACUUUGCAAAGCUGGUGAUCGAUGGGGCGUAUGAUGGGAUGAAGCUGAAAUCUGUAAAUCAGGCCGUAAUUACUGAUGGUGGACUUGGAAAUGACAAAGGCUACAGCGUUCCCCUUGAAAUCAAACCUUCUGGUCAAUUUGAGCCUCUUUACAAGACAUAUUUAAGUGUGCAGGAUGGGGAGCUUCCUGUUCUACCAUUAUCAGUUUAUGGAGCCGUUGCUAUGGCUCAUAGCGAUUCCUCGGAGGAAUAUUCAUCACCCAAUCAGUUCUUCUUCUACCUCUAUGACAAAAGAAACUCUGGCUUAGGCGGUUUAUCUUUUGAUGAGGGUCAAUUUUCUGUAUUUGGGUAAGUCAGUCAUUGAUGUUCAAUCUGAAGAAAAUGGCAUGAAGUGAGAAUUCAGUCGAUUCCUUGAUUGAAAAGGUAUUGACUUCCCUCCGCAGGUAUACAACAGCUGGAAGAGACACUCUUUCUCAGAUAAAAUCUGGUGAUAUUAUUCGAUCUGCAAAACUAGUGGAAGGUGGAGAUCGCCUUGUACUACCCAAAAAUGAUUCUUGAAGUUGGUCACUCCAUUCCGCUUCUUCCUGGUUUUGGGCCAGGUUUGUAUGCUAUUCUUUUAGUGCAAAGUAUUAGCAUCCACAGUUGUUUGGAGGCAUUGGCAAGUUAGCCAUCUGGAAAACUCUGGUCACUGACCUUUUCGUUUUACUUCGCAUACUUUGGUUUUCAGAUUUCUGUAUUGUUCUUUUAUUUUAAAUAUAUUCAGCAGUAGAAUAAUUAACAUCUGAAUUCAUGAUAUGGCUAUUGUUUGGACUGACUAUUCAUCAUUGACAUUGGAGAAAAAAUAUAUGGAACCAAGUAACUGUGUUGAGAGUGAUCAAAGAAUUUGGUUACACCACAAUAUAUGCUGAAAAUCCCACACCUCGAAAUUUUAUAAAUUGCAUUAUACACAAACAAACAAGUUUGAACUGUUUGGAAUCCGAAGUGGGCUCCAAAUUUGAGUGGCUCACCAAGCAGCCAACUCUUCAUGCUAUCCAAGAAUCUCCCCCAUUCCAGAACAGUUGAAGAUGUCAAAGGAAGGACACAUACUCAAGAUUUUUUCAGGGUGUAUCUUUCUUGCCCACAAACUUUAUAAACUGUUAAUUGGGCCCUUUCUUUUGCAACUAUGGACAACCAGUAGAAACAGUAGCAACAAAGAAGAUUCCGAUUCAUAUGAUCAUCUGUGAUAAACUGUUAUUAUAUGAUGAUUAUAUCAGCCAUUUGAGUGGAUCUUAGCUGCAAUCUUUUCUUCACCCAAAAAAAAAAAAUUGCCUUUUGGCUAGAUGGUGAGUAUUUUUAUUGCAAAAUGAUUGUCAUGCGUUAUGAAACAGAGAGAUUAUGUAACCUAAUUAAGAAUUCCUUAAAAUAAAAGGUGGCAGUGGCCUGCGGGCAAAAAUGAAAAUCUUCUAUUUGUUUCAUUUUUUCAUGGUUUUUUCAUAAUAAUAUAAUUACUAUCCCAUUUGAUGAUACUUUUUUACAUUUCAAUACAUUUUUUUUCAUUCUUAAUAAAAAAACACGUAAAAAUACACACUAAAAAACUAACCAAACACA
Oldenlandia corymbosa var. corymbosa is the source of this 2780-nucleotide messenger RNA. The record is from the annotation of a GenBank genome assembly. Lineage: Eukaryota; Viridiplantae; Streptophyta; Magnoliopsida; Gentianales; Rubiaceae.